CACUACAGAGAGUAUCGCCAGUGGACAGGUCUUUUUCUGUGAACCCUCCCACUAUGCGUAGCAAACUUCUUGUUAACAUUUGAAAAUAAAAAAAGGAAGGUCCCUCAACCUCUGCUUCUCAUUUCCUCCUUUACCAGCAAAACAACACUGAGAUGUCUGAAGCUCUUUGUAUUGUAGGUUCUUUUUUUGGCUCAGCAGAAGCACAGCAAGACUGUGGAUCCUGUUACGUAAUAAAUAUGGGGUCGGUUUUGGGCAUUAUUGCCUCUGAUAUCAUCUUGACCAUCCUCAUCACUUUUACAGUGUUCUGCUUUGCGUCUCAGCACAACAAGAGGAGGGAGUGGGAUUCACAUGACGGAAAAAGAAGUCAAUCAUCAUCAGUGUCAAAGAAAAUAGCAACUGAAGUCACCGAAUCCCCCUACCAGGAGUUACAUGGAGUCCAGUCAGACGUGUACAGUGAGCUUCAGCACUUUAGGAAAUGAAGCAACGGAUCUACAAAUAUCACCUCAGUGUCUCCAUUGUAACUAUGUUGUGAGGCUAUAAAAGGUGUGUUAGUUUUACACUGCUUUAAUAGCAUCACUGUUACCCCAAUAGCAUUAUUAAGGGAAAUGAAUUAGUACCUGCAACGGCCGUUUAAAGGGUACACCUCGAUGUUUGUUUUGACAGGUAUAGAGUAUGUCAGGUUAUUAUUUUCAAUGAGCAAUUCUAGAGAUAGUUUCUUGAAUAGAUAUCAAAUAGAGUUAAAUGAUUUGCUUCACAUUUAUACUGUGAGGUAUCUGGUAGUCGGUGAUUACGUUUCUAAAGCUUUGAUUUAUAUCUUACUCACUGUGUCCUGUUUUGUUGAAAAUGUUGUUUGCUGUAUCACACAUUUUGGUUUUAUGUGAAUCCCGUUUUUAAGAAGUAUUUGUUCUUCUUAGCACUUUCUACUUAUAAAUAAAACUACAUUUAAAUCAAGGCAAAUAAAAAGGAUGCAUUCUUCAAAUUGA
Labrus mixtus (cuckoo wrasse) is the source of this 983-nucleotide messenger RNA. It is a transcript of the gene tyrobp, whose product is annotated as transmembrane immune signaling adaptor TYROBP. Gene Ontology annotation, molecular function: signaling receptor binding. The record is from RefSeq and is a predicted model, not a curated record. Gene Ontology annotation, cellular component: cell surface. The transcript has 5 exons. Gene Ontology annotation, biological process: positive regulation of microglial cell mediated cytotoxicity; neutrophil activation involved in immune response; microglial cell activation involved in immune response. The coding region runs from base 153 to 479 and encodes 108 amino acids. Lineage: Eukaryota; Metazoa; Chordata; Actinopteri; Labriformes; Labridae.